AUGAAUUUACUGAAUUUGGGUCUUCCUUCCAAACGAAUCAUUUUGAUCGGUCUUCCACCCUUAGAUGAAGCAAAAUGGGGUGCACGUCAGCUGCUCGAAGGCAAACCGUUCAAUCGAGAUAUGAAGAACUGCCAGGCUUAUGUCAACGCUUGUGCGCAAGCUGCUCUUUCGACCCAAGCCCAAUUUCUCAAUCUGUACGAGGCUAUGAUAGCACAAAAGAGUUGGACAGACAUGUUGAUCGAUGGUCUGCAUUUCUCACGUCCAGGAUCGGAAUUCUUCGCUCAGAUUCUCAUCUGGUCUUUGGAGGAGCAGCUAAGCGGUACUUGUCCAAUCCUUUUCCCUGAUUGGAAAGAUGUAGACAAGGCGAACCCGGAGAAAUCUAUUUUCAAGUUUCUCCAUACCGUGCCUAAUGUGCAUACGCAACUGCAGCGCUUAAUCGUGAAGUGUUCCAACAACUCUGGAGGCAUGAACGUUCAGCCUGCUAAAUUGGAAGUUGACGGUCAGCCGAUCUUUAUGAAACGGCGUGUAAUCCCAUAUGGUCAACGUGAAGAUGUAUUGAAAGCCAUCGAGAAAAUGGAGCGUGAUGUUAUAACCACUCGUGUUACGUCAAGUGCGUGGGCAACACCAAUUGUGGUAGCCAUCAAAAGUGACGGUAAAUCACCACGAAUCUGCGGUGACUAUCGGUUGACCCUGAACCUUCAGAUGAGAAAGUGUGCCACCACUACUCUUUUACCAUAA
Echinostoma caproni is the source of this 738-nucleotide messenger RNA. NCBI's taxonomy places the organism in Eukaryota, Metazoa, Platyhelminthes, Trematoda, Plagiorchiida, Echinostomatidae. The record is from the annotation of a GenBank genome assembly.